Ramularia collo-cygni is the source of this 1080-nucleotide messenger RNA. RefSeq lists its product as uncharacterized. Bases 1 to 1080 code for a protein of 359 amino acids. The transcript has 2 exons. Gene Ontology annotation, biological process: regulation of DNA-templated transcription. Gene Ontology annotation, cellular component: nucleus. The record is from RefSeq and is a predicted model, not a curated record. NCBI's taxonomy places the organism in Eukaryota, Fungi, Ascomycota, Dothideomycetes, Mycosphaerellales, Mycosphaerellaceae. Gene Ontology annotation, molecular function: DNA-binding transcription factor activity, RNA polymerase II-specific; RNA polymerase II cis-regulatory region sequence-specific DNA binding.
AUGGUACUGUGUGGCAUUUCAUCCAAUGCAAUGCCACGUUUCAGACUAAACAAUUGCUGGAAUGGUCCGAAAGAAUGGACAGCGCGGUGGUCUCGAACAUUCCACCCAUCACUGUCAAUUCAAUUGCGUCAAUUGCACCGAUGGAGUCAAGAGGAAAAUGAGUUGAUCAUAAAAAUGCGCGGCGAUGGAGCUCCUGUUCGGGAAAUUUCAGCAUGCCUACCACAUCGCACAUUUCAUGCUACGGGGAUCCAGAUAGGCAAACUUAUGGCAAGGAGUCCGGAGCUUAUCCAGCGAACCCCACAGCCCGGGAAGCAAUUGGAUGAUGCAGAUUACCAUCGUAUAACGGAGGCAAAAGAAAACAAACAUCGACCGUCGUGGAAACACAUUCAGGAAACCUAUUUUCCUCACAUACCGAUCAUGACUCUAACCAGAAAUUGGCACCGCCACCGUAAUUCCCGAGUCGCAUCGCCUUCUUCUUCUUCUGGGGCUCCGUGGACUCUCUCUGAAGACGAGCAACUUCUCAGACUGAGGGAGGCGCCGAGAGUGCCAUGGACCGCAGUGAUGAGAGCCCUACCUGGGCGGAGCGAAUAUUCUUUGGUAGGGCGAUAUCGAAAGCUUCGCACAAGCAUCACCACUUCUCCCAGUGUCCCGAAAAUUGGCGCCUGGACRGAGGCAGAGACCGCGAAAGUCCUGCGUCUGACAGCGCAUGGGGUGCAAAAUAGCGACAUAGCACGCGCUGUUGGAAGAACUAUGCCGGCAGUCGUGCAGCAAAAACACUUGUUGCGCACAAGUAAAAUUUCUGCUGCUCGAGACUUGGCCAACGAGUCGCGCGCCCGGCGACUAUGGACAAGCGAAGAAUUGGAACGCGCGGUGACGCUGCAAGCUUCGGGUCACGAUUCCAUGCACAUCGCGCAACAGCUUAACAGAACGUGGGCCAGCGUCGAGUACAGGCUUUUUUACAUGGAGCCGAGCGAGAAAGCACUCAUGCUGGAAAACGCAAGAUUGAGGGUUGAGAAUGAGAAAAAGGAGAAGAAGGUGGAGGAUGUAACCGAGGAACCCAAGCUGAAGAGUCGCGAGUAG